This is a messenger RNA of Recurvomyces mirabilis, 750 nucleotides long. RefSeq lists its product as uncharacterized. Bases 1 to 750 code for a protein of 249 amino acids. Gene Ontology annotation, molecular function: oxidoreductase activity. Lineage: Eukaryota; Fungi; Ascomycota; Dothideomycetes; Mycosphaerellales; Teratosphaeriaceae. The record is from RefSeq and is a predicted model, not a curated record. The transcript is spliced from 3 exons.
AUGGCAUCCUUCCAAAACAAAGCAAUAGCAAUUACAGGUGGCGCAUCAGGCAUCGGCCUUUCCCUCGCCAGACUCCUCGCCCAACGGGGUGCCAAGCUCAGCAUAGCGGACGUAUCACAACAGAACCUCGACAACGCCUCUUCAACGCUAAGGGAGCACACGUCAAGCUCAGACGACGUCUUGGCCACGAAAUGUGAUGUCCGCGACUACUCAUCCGUACAGCACUGGCUCCAAGCGACCGUUGAGAAAUUCGGGCAGAUCGACGGCGCGGCGAAUUUGGCGGGAGUGUUCAAGAGGGCAGAGCUGACGGCUACGGAGGCGGAUAUGUGGGAUUUUAUCAUUGGAGUAAAUCUGACUGGUGUAAUGCACUGCCUCAAAGCCGAGCUCAACAUCAUGAAGAAAGGCUCCAGUAUCGUCAACGCAGCCUCGAUCGCAGGUCUUCGUGGCCAGGCUGGGAGUGGAGCAUAUGCAGCAUCCAAGCACGGAGUCAUCGGCCUGACUAGGGUUGCAGCUGUCGAAAGUGGUCCGAAGGGUAUCCGUGUCAAUGCGGUGGCGCCGGGCUAUAUCAACACUCCAAUGCUGGACCAGGCGACCGGAGGUGCCAACAUCCAGGAAGGUCUCGACAAGGUGCCGAUUUCGAGGAAAGCUGACCCGGAGGAAGUCGCAAAGGUCAUUGCAUUCCUGCUAUCAGAUGAGAGCUCUUUCGUGACGGGUGCAAUAUACAGUGUCGAUGGUGGGUGGAACACCUAG